Amaranthus tricolor (Joseph's coat) is the source of this 2957-nucleotide messenger RNA. Its product is annotated as granule-bound starch synthase 1, chloroplastic/amyloplastic-like. Gene Ontology annotation, molecular function: alpha-1,4-glucan glucosyltransferase (UDP-glucose donor) activity. The transcript has 14 exons. Lineage: Eukaryota; Viridiplantae; Streptophyta; Magnoliopsida; Caryophyllales; Amaranthaceae. Bases 855 to 2675 code for a protein of 606 amino acids. The record is from RefSeq and is a predicted model, not a curated record.
AGUAUACAAAAAUUGCUGACCGUUGUCGACUCUAAUCUUUUUUAAACAAUUCUCGUUUGUUGCGCUAAACUUGCUCAGAUUUCAUUUUAGACCAUAAAGUCGCACUCUCCUAUUAUUAUCAUCAAAUUUAAUCUUUUUCUUUAUCUUAUCUACAUAUUUCAAUCCCCAUGAUCCCUAAUAAUGUACUCCUUUUCGUUCACAGCAAACUCAAAUAUAAGUAUGCGUGAAGAUAAACGAGGUUGAAAGAAACCCAUGGUUAUACAAAACUACCAAUAUUGCAAAAUUGCACCCAUAGUAAUUCAUUUGUCUUUCAAUCCACACAUAUACACGAAUUCCCAAUUCAUCACCCUCCUCUCACACACCUUUUACAGCCCAACCAAAAAGAAAAAUAUAAAUAUAAAAGCCUUGAAAGAAAUUCCAACAUCAGCAAACACUCAAACUAAGCUGAUGUGUACACACCAACGGCUGAGAUGAAGCUAAAGCAUUCCAAAUCUUCGUCAAAUACUUCGUAUUUUCAACUGAAAAAUGUCAUAGGCCUCAGUUGAAUUCCAGCAUCAGAAUUUAGUAGAUUUUGAUGCUCUUUUUAUUCCUUUACGAAUUUUCUAAUUGGUUAGAAACACCAAAUAAAAUACUCUAGUUCUAACAUAAGCUCUAUGCUGCCACGUCAAGGGUGGACCCCAGAAAAACAUACCCUUAUAAAUGUGUGACCUCAAAACCAUAUCACUCAUCUACUCGCAAAAAAAACAAGCUCAAUUCAAAACAAAAAAUUUAUUUCAUAAUCUCAAAACAGUAAUUUAAAUCUUGUAAAUACAUCUCUUGGUAUCAACACAUUACCAACUGUGGUACUAAUAACAAUGGAAACCGUAACAUCGUCUCACUUGGUUUCAAACUUUGCCAAUACUGCCAUGGGAAGUUCAGAUCCUAAGUUGACAUUGGCAAACAACGCACUAAAGAGCAAUCAAAUGUCAACUCACACUGGACUGAGGCCAUUGAUGAGCAACAUAGAUACGCUAAGAUUAAGCAACAAACCAAAAAGUACUACUGUAGAGCUGAGAAAAGAAAGAUUUCAUGCACCUUUUAUCAGAAGUGGGAUGAAUGUGGUGUUUAUCGCAGCAGAAGUUGCACCAUGGAGUAAAACAGGAGGUCUUGGUGAUGUCCUUGGAGGACUUCCCCCAGCCUUGGCAGCCAGGGGACACCGUGUGAUGACAGUCUCCCCUCGGUAUGAUCAGUACAGAGAUGGAUGGGAUACUAGUGUGACAGUUGAGUUCCAAGUAGGAGAUAGAACUGAGACAGUGCGUUACUUCCACACCUACAAGCGAGGCGUUGAUCGUAUUUUCGUCGAUCAUCCACUUUUCCUUGCAAGGGUGUGGGGGAUAACCGGAUCCAAACUCUAUGGUCCUAAGGCUGGAGCGGACUAUGAAGAUAACCAACUUCGGUUUAGCUUGUUGUGCCAGGCAGCUUUGGAGGCACCAAGAGUUUUGAAUCUCAACAACAAUCCAAACUUCUCUGGACCAUAUGGUGAAAAUGUUGUUUUCAUUGCCAAUGACUGGCAUACUGCUCUUCUUCCAGUGUAUCUGAAGGCUAUCUACCAACCCAAGGGUAUCUAUAAUAAUGCCAAGGUUGCUUUCUGCAUUCACAAUAUUGUAUAUCAAGGAAGAUUUGCCUUGGCGGACUACCCACGUCUUCAUCUUCCCGAGGAGUUGAGGCCAGUUUUUGAAUUUAUGGAUGGGUAUGACAAACCAGUAAAGGGAAGGAAGAUCAACUGGAUGAAAGCAGGUAUUUUACAAUCAGACCGUGUCGUAACUGUGAGCCCCUAUUACGCUCAAGAACUUCUAUCAGGAGUUGAGAGAGGUGUGGAGCUCGACGAUGUAGUUCGAAAGACUGGUGUUACUGGUAUAGUGAAUGGUAUGGAUGUGCAAGAAUGGAAUCCAAUAACUGACAAGUACAUUGGUACUAAUUUCGAUAUAACAACUGUUAUGACUGCAAAACCUCUUAUAAAAGAAGCCCUACAAGCAGAAGUUGGUCUACCAGUGGAUAAGAAUAUCCCUUUGAUUGGAUUUAUAGGAAGGCUUGAAGAGCAAAAAGGUUCUGACAUUCUUGCAGAAGCAAUUCCUCGUUUCAUCAAGGAAAAUGUCCAGAUUGUUGUUCUUGGAACAGGAAAAGAGGUAAUGGAGAAACAGAUUGAACAGCUGGAAGUACUCUACCCUGAAAAGGCGAGAGGAGUGACAAAAUUCAAUUCUCCCUUAGCUCAUAUGAUUGUAGCUGGUGCUGAUUUCAUGCUAAUUCCUAGCAGAUUUGAACCCUGUGGGUUAAUUCAGCUCUAUUCGAUGCGUUAUGGAACUGUGCCUGUGGUAGCCUCCACUGGUGGACUUGUCGACACAGUAAAGGAAGGGUAUACUGGAUUCCACAUGGGCCGUUUUAGUGCAAAUUGUGACAUGGUAGAUCCUGCUGAUAUAUCAGCUGUCGAAACAACAGUGCAUAGGGCACUAACAACCUACAACUCUCCAGCUAUGAGAGAAAUGGUCAUUAACUGUAUGACACAAGAUUUCUCAUGGAAGGAACCUGCAAGGAAAUGGGAGGAACUGCUGCUAAGCCUAGGGGUAGCUGGAAGCAGACCAGGAUUCGAAGGGACCGAAAGCAUUCCUCUAGCUACCGAGAACAUCGCAACUCCCUAAACUCGAAACAUCGAGCAAUACAUGCAAACGUCUGUGGAAUGGUAUAUGGUUAAUAAUGUGUACUAUAGUUUAUGUAAGAACUUAAUAACUGGCAAUAUUGCCUUAAAAAGAAGGCUUCUAUAAAGCCUGUGUAUUACAUUCAUGUUUGCUUGAUUAUUAAAUCAUUUAAUAAACAAAUGUAUGUAUUCAUGUUUGCCUGUGUAUCAAAAACAUCAACAAAUACAAAAACAAUGUCAAAAGGUCAUCCAACAAUUCAGUCUUAUUCAACAACAAAUUCACAAA